Rotaria sp. Silwood2 is the source of this 1137-nucleotide messenger RNA. The record is from the annotation of a GenBank genome assembly. Lineage: Eukaryota; Metazoa; Rotifera; Eurotatoria; Philodinida; Philodinidae.
AUGAGUGAAACUACUCGAAGGCAUCUUAUUGAACCCAAUCGUAACUUGGAAGCAUUUUCAUUGCUUUGGUGUGAUGCAAAUGUUCAUCAAACAGAAGAAAACCGCAAUACACAAUCAGAAUUACGUGAUACAAUUAAUUAUCUUAAAACAUUUAUUAAUAUCAAUGAAAGUGAACAAUAUGUUAAACAAUCUGAAAAUACUAAAAUUAUUUUGAUUGUUUCUGGUAAGAUUGGUGAACAACUUGUAGCCUCGGUAAUUACGACAACAAAAGAUUUAAUCGAAUAUAUCUCUAUUGAUCAUAUUAAACAUAGAGAAAUCGAUGAGGUUGAAAUGAAAUUUGACACAUUCAAUCUAGCUACUGUUUCACAACAAACAUCAAAUGCAAGUUUUAUAUGGUUUCGACUUUUAAUCGAACAUAUAAUAAGACUAACAGAAGGAUCAUCAGUUCCUGAACUUAUUCAAAUUGCCACACAACAAUAUAAUGGUAAUAAAAAAGAACUAGAUAUAAUAGAUGAGUUUUCAUCAACUUUUUCUCCAAGUAAAUCAUUAUAUUGGUAUACAGGAGAAUCAUUUCUCUAUCGUCUACUUAACAAAUCUCUUCGAGAAACUGAUAUUGAUAUGAUGAUUUAUUUUCGUUCAAUUAUACAAGAUUUAAAUCAACAAUUAGCUUUAGAAAAACCAUUUGAUGGAUCAAUAAUUACUGUUUAUCGAGGACAAAUUAUUGAUAAAACAGAAUUGUGUUCAAUCAGAUCAAAUCAAACAUCAUAUUUAAGUUUGCUGAAAAAAACACCACCAUCGAAUGGAUUAGAAGCUGUUUUAUUAGAAAUUGAAGUUGACACAAAAUUACAAAGUAUCAAACCAUUCGCUGAUAUAACAUAUUUAAGUGUUUAUCAAUAUGAAGAAGAAAUUUUAUUUAGUUUAGGUUGUUUACUCAAGGUUAAAGAAGUUGUACAUGAUGCAAAUGAAGAUUUAUGGGUAAUGAAAUUAGUUUUAUGUAGCGUUGAUGAUUCAAGUAUAAUGAAAGAUUUCUAUGAUGAAAUGAAGAGUAGAAUUAAUGAAAAUGUUGAUCUUAUUUCAUUUACUGACUUUUUAUAUGAUAUGAAUGUAGGUUUUGACACUGAACACAAAUACAGAUAA